AUGAGUAAAAACUGGACUGAAGCACAGAGUUACUGCAGAAAGAACUACACUGACCUGGUUACCAUUGACAACCCAGAGGAAAUGAACAGAGUGAUUAACAGGGUAAACCUCACUGGUUAUACUGGACCAGCCUGGAUAGGACUGGAGAAGGGAAACUCAUGGAAGUGGCUGUGGUCCCUGGCAGACACACCUUCCUAUAAUGAAAAUGAUAUUGGCUUGUGGGACAAGGCAGCAAAUCAGCCUGAUUGGAUGAUCGGUGGGACUGAAGACUGUGGAAGACUGAAAAACUUGAAAUGGCAUGACUAUCCCUGUAACUCCACAGCAUAUUUCGUUUGUUACAAUGGUACCACAAACCCCUACAUAUUAAUAGAAACAUAUCUGACAUGGAGAGAGGCUCAGAGAUACUGCAGAGAGAAUUACACAGACCUGGCCAGUGUGAGGACCCAGGUUGAUCAACAGCAGAUGAAGUCAUUGGUGUCAAGCACAGUGUGGAUCGGCCUCUUCAGAGACCCUUGGCAGUGGUCAGACCGGAGAAACUCCUCCUUCCGCUACUGGGCACCAGAAAAAUUGAUCCUGGUACAAGAGAACAUGACCUGGAAUGAAGCCCAGAGCUACUGCAGGGAGAACAAUGUGGACCUGGUGUCUGUCUACAGUGAGGAGAUCCAGAACUGGGUGGAGAGGAUGGUUAGAAGUGCCACCAGUUCCCAUGUGUGGUUGGGUCUGCGCUUCUCCUGCAGAUUGAAACUCUGGUUCUGGGUCACCGGAAGCGUGGCCUGCUACCAGAACUGGGUUCCGGGUAACGGGAGUGGAGCUGGACACUGUGGGAACACUGGGGCUGUCCAAUCUGGAGGAGGACAUCAGUGGGUCAGUCUGCCUGAGACUCAGAAGCUCAACUUCAUCUGCUCCAAAUAGGCAGGGAACAAGGAUCGCAUCAACAUCUUGUAGAUCCCAACAGUUACAGACUCUCAUGCUCUCUUUCUCAUCAACUUUGAAGU
This is a messenger RNA of Scleropages formosus (Asian bonytongue), 995 nucleotides long. RefSeq names its product macrophage mannose receptor 1-like. Bases 1 to 912 code for a protein of 303 amino acids. The transcript is spliced from 4 exons. NCBI's taxonomy places the organism in Eukaryota, Metazoa, Chordata, Actinopteri, Osteoglossiformes, Osteoglossidae. The record is from RefSeq and is a predicted model, not a curated record.